CUACCUUUUGAAAGAUGGCCAAAUAGUCAGAUUCAAUCUGACUGCAUAUUCAUAAGAAACAAAAUUAGUUACAUUAAAAAAUAUACAUCAUAUUUUUUCAUCCAUACAUCAUAAUUAGAACCCAUAAUUAAAACUGUGUACUCCAUUCCAAAGAUGACAGUCAUGGGACAAUUCUAUUUCAUACAACCCAACAUAGUAUUUAAAAGUGAAUAGUAUGAUAUACAUUAAACAACAUUACAUUCAAUAUAUGAAUAUCAUUUAAGAAAAAGUCAACAACCAACCUCCUAGAUAACGAUUAAACUAAAGAAAAGAAUCCAUUUACAAUUAUAAACCAAGAGUGGGCCGAGUUCAUUCAAAAUGAAAAAUAAGAUAAAAAAGUAAUCUUCAUCAACAAACAUUCAUAAACAAAACUUAAAAAAGAAAGUUCGUCUCCUACUUUCGGAGUUCUCGACGGUCGGCUAGAGUUUUCUCUUCUCUUGCUUCAAUCUACUUUCAAUCUACUGAUUCUCUGGUGUUUUUAAAUGGAUCCGACCAAUAUUGAUAAUGGUAUAGCAGCGAUUUCUCUGGACAACGAGGAUGAAGAUGGUUUGGUCUUUGGCGAUGAAAUUGGGGACUCAUCAAUUCAGCAGCCGGCUUACGAUUUCUGCCUCGUGGGCCGGUUCCUUACAGAGCGUCCGGUCAAUUUUGUGGCGAUGAAGAAUACGAUGGCUUCUCUGUGGCGUCCGGAGGAAGGAAUGGUGGUGAAGGAAGUGGGCGCAGGUUUGUAUAUCUUCCAAUUUGGUGCAUUGGCAGAGAUGGAGCGGGUAAUGGAGAUGUGUCCGUGGUCUUUCAAUAACCAAGCGCUACUCCUAGAACGACUGGGUAGAUCUCAAGAUCCCUCCGAGGUGUCGCUGCAUCAUCUCUAUGUGUGGGUGCGAGUCUAUGGGUUAAAACGCGGUUUCUUCUCGGAAAGAGUGGCUCAACGAUUGGGGAAUGAGAUUGGUCAGUUUGUUGAGGCAGACCCUAAAAAUUUUAGCAACCCAUGGUCCUCCUAUCUUAGAAUAAGGGUGAAGCUAGAUGUGCAGAAGCCUUUGAAGAAAGGGACACGACUGAAGAGGGAAGGAAAGGAAUGGUUUCAUGUGGAUUUUGCAUAUGAGAGGCUGCCCACCUUUUGUUUUGUGUGCGGUCGCUUAGGAGAUCGCAACACAAAGUUCUUUCAUGCUCAAGCCUCUGAACGACAGCGCCUCAACAGGAUCGACAGGUUGACGGAUUCAAAUGGUCAAUUGCGUACAUGGAGCAAUGGUCUUGAGGAUACUAUUAAGGAGUACUUUGAGGAGCUUUAUCAUGCCCAAGGGAAUCCAGGCCAUAUUAUCCAGUCAUUAAUUCCCUCCCUAGUUUCAAGGGAGGAUAAUGCUAUGUUACGACAGCCUUAUUCCUAUGAAGAGGUUCGACAAGCGGUAUUCUCUAUGCAUCCUGACAAAUCCCCCGGGGGGGAUGGUUUUAAUCCAGCUGUGGGAUCUUUCCACGACUGGCUUUUAGCUGUCUUGCAUUUGUUUAAUGAGUACGAUAAGGGCUUAGCGUUCCAUCUUUUAUGGAUGAUUUGGUCUGCACGUAAUGCUAAGGUUUGGAAGGGAGUGAGACGCUCUCCCUUGGAGGUCUGGACGCGGACCUACAGAGACUAUGAAGACUGGUGGAGGAUGCCAACCCCUAGGAAUUCCACAACGACUAAUCUUAGAGCUGAACCUGGUGCAACAAAGGGAUGGGAGAGGCCACCGGUGAAUUAUUUAAAGGUGAACGUGGAUGCCUCAUCAGGACUUGUUGAUAGGUAUGUAGGCCUGUGUUUUAUUGUGCGAGAUUAUGAAGGCCGAUUCGUAGCUGCUAAAAGUAUUAAAUGUAGAGGGAGUUUUGGUCCACGUGAAGCAGAAGCCAUCGCAGUUAAGGAAGCACUUAGUUGGAUUAAAAGUAAAGGCUGGAAACAAGUCCUUGUGGAAACAGACUGUAAGGAGGUUGUCGAUUCACUUAAUAGUACUAUCAUGGACUGGUCUUACUUUAACUCUAUCAUUGAAGAUUGUAAGCGUCUCCAAAUGCUCUGUGCAGGAGACCUUAAUUUUUGUUUUACUCCUCGCUCCGGAAACGAGGCAGCGCAUUUGUUAGCGCGUAGUAGUUGCAAUGAUGAUGUUGUAGGGGAGUGGUUUGACACACCCCCAAACUUUAUUCCUUUGAUUUCCUAAUUUAAUUAUUUUGUUUCAAAAAAAAAUCAACAAACAUUCAUAAUUCAAGAGCUAAUACUUCUUCCAAUCGUACUCCCUUUCAUCAUUUAUAAAAUAUGCGUUAUUGAGAGUGUAAAAUAUGCUUUCUCUAGACUGUAGAAUUUUAUUAAUUCAAACCAAAUUUUUAACAGUUUUUACUUGAAAAUAAUCUUGUCCAAUGUUC
This is a messenger RNA of Cuscuta campestris, 2412 nucleotides long. Lineage: Eukaryota; Viridiplantae; Streptophyta; Magnoliopsida; Solanales; Convolvulaceae. The record is from the annotation of a GenBank genome assembly.